CUUUUAGUGCUCUUGAAAUAUUCUGAUAAUUCUGAAAUAUUGAAAUAAUUCUUUCUUAUUUCUCAACGCGGCUUCAACUUUUCAACCAGAAUCUAUACCAUACCUUGAUAUUUUUGCAGUGAUUUAUAAAUCAGUAGCUAAUCAUCAGAUAAGUAUCAGAAUAUUAUUCUUACAUUGUCAGUGCGCAUGUUUCGCUUACAAUCAGUGUGAAUUUAAGCCGGAGAUAAUCGUAAGGAAACAAAUUCAGGCAGUUAGCGACAUGCGAAAUUGGUGAAGGAAAAGAGGGUUUCCAGAAAUGGCAAGGAGGACGAAAUCGGGCUGCAGUGGAGCUCAGUGACACUGAGGUGAGGAAAGCGUCACGAUCAGAAAAAGUUAGGGGAGCUUCAUCACGACACAACGGAUCAGUCAACCAUGUGGACCGUUUCUGUGAUCUUCCUCGCGCUGGGUUUCGUUGCUUCGACUCGCGGUCAUCCAGCAUCAGAGUCAAUCGCUCGUCUUCCAGAAACGCUCUCCGAUACCGGCGAGGGGACACCACAAACUCUCCCCGACGCGGAUGUAUUUCGCAACGACCCGCUAACCGUGGAAAUCGGACACUCAGCAAUAUCCGGAAACAAAUCCGUCGAGUCGGAAGCUAAACAGCAUGAAGCCGGAUCACGAACCAAGCCCCGAGAAGCCGGAGAAGCAUUGAGGCAGACGGGCGUGUCUGAGAUCGGAGGGCUGAAAGGAACCCUGGGGUUCCUAGUGGAACCCGAAAAAAUCCAAGCGGAACCAGAGAGGGAGAGUUUGAAACCGGAUUUUGAAUUGUGGACGGAGCAAACUAGUUGGAACCCUGACAGAGGGGCAGCAACUGAUUCGAUGACGUCUGCGGUUGGUCUGGUUGAGCAAGAAGACACCCGCUCGGAGCUGGAACCGAACAGCGAUCUGAAGAUGCGUAUGGACGCUAGCCCGGUUCAACAAGUCGGAUUUACAAUCGAGCGACAAAGGGUUGAGCUGAAGCCCGGAAAAACUCCAACUGCAACGGAGCAGGAGGGAGUCAGUCAGGAACCUGAGGCAGGAAAUCGUCUGGAACCGCGAGCAGCGCGGACCGCCAUCGUACAAGUCCAUAUUCCCGUGCCCAACCUGAGCCCCGUGAUACAACGCGUACAUCAGGCUAGUAAUAACCUGCAGCGAGACGCCCUAAACGGAAUCACCAACGUAGCUACACACAAACCCGUGAUAAACGGGCAUGUUCACGGGGGAAAUGCCUUCUGGUUGCUCCAUAGAGGGAAGAGAUGGAUUAAAAGGCUCUUAACUGGUAAGAAAGAUCUCCGGCCGUACGACUAUAAUAAAUUGGGGGUUGCGCCACCGAAAGAAACUCCAUCGUUGGGAGCUUGGUACCUUCAACAGGCCCGGCUGCAGAAGCAGCAACCUCCGCCUCAGCAGCAGCAGCAGCAUCUUCCGCCUCAGCAGCAGUGGCAGUGGGGGUGGCCGCCGCCGACGAUGCCUCAACCGGCGCCUCCUCAUGGCGUUUUUCGAGGCAAACGGUUUCGUCUUACUCUUCCAGCUCCAGUACAAGGGGUCCUCAAAACUGCCAAAGCUGCUCUUGAGAUCAUUUAAUGAAAUCUGGCAAUAUCAUCUUGAACUUGGAGGGAGUGCAGCGUAACAGGUGGAGAGUAUAGAAGCGGCGGCCACUUAAGCGGAAAUCUGAAUUUAACUCUCUCCGAGAUCUGUCUUAAUACAACCUACUAAACUAAUUUUAAACUUGAAUAAUAAAGUAAUAUCUUCCUUCAUUAAGGAGCAUUUACUUGAAGAUAACCCUUUAGGCCCAUUGGAAGUUUAAAGCACAUCUAUUCUCUGAAAACUAUACCUUGUAACAUUUGAUUUGUUCUUUUAAUCUGCAAUUACAGAUGUCUCAAAUGUACCUCAGCCCUUCGGGGGCCAUGUGGCAAAAGUAUGUUCAA
This is a messenger RNA of Bemisia tabaci, 1940 nucleotides long. RefSeq lists its product as uncharacterized. NCBI's taxonomy places the organism in Eukaryota, Metazoa, Arthropoda, Insecta, Hemiptera, Aleyrodidae. The record is from RefSeq and is a predicted model, not a curated record.